GGAAACAGGUAUCCUUGGCGACGCAACACAAACACAGUGCUGUCUCAGUGCUGCACACUGUCGUUGCACGUUCAUUCCCCCCCGGAAAAUCGAAAAGUCUGUAGCCUAAUUUAUUACCCUUUUGCACUGAAAUGUCAGAACUUUUAGUGUCAAGACCGCAUUACGACACCAGAGCCGUGACGCAAAAUGAACACCUGCUCCAGACUGCUCAAACUGAUCCAGAAACCACAUUGAAGGAGAACUUUUUAACAUCGUCUGGUUUGGCUACUGCAGGAUACAGAUCGGCGAAAUAUACUCCGGCAGAAUGGCUUGCCAACAACAAUGCUACCUUAAACCAAGCUGUAACCGAUCUGAACAAUUCCGAGAAAGUUCGCCACGAAUCCAAAAUGCUUUACACAGAGGCAGAGGUGAGAACUUUGCACACACAGGCCGAGGGCACAACGCACUUGGGUGAGAGGUUACAAGAUAUUCAGUUUUGGAAGGCUGAGCUUGAGCGGCACAUCGAACAACUUGAGGCGGAGACGGUCUUGCUUUUAGCUGAGAAGCGCCGUUUGGAGAAGGCUUUGGACGCGACAGAGAUUCCUUUUGCCAUCGCUACAGAUAAUCUGACAUGUCGGGAAAGACGGCUUGGGCCCGACCUUGUUAAAGACCUUGUGGAGGAAGAGCUUAUUAGAGAGGUGGAGUUAAUCAGAAGCAUUCAGGCACUGCACAAAAGAACACUUGACCAGACUGUUAAUCAAAUAAAGUCUAACAGGGAGUCUAAGCAAACUUUGGAGAUGGACUGGUCUGAUAAAUAUCAAGCCUACAGUUUAGACAACCAGUGUGGCCGCUACAACAACAAGAGUAUUCAGACACAACAUCAGUCAGGCUCUGCAAAGAUCCAGGAUCAUGUGAGUAACUGUGAGCAGUGGAUGCACUUCACACGCGCCAACGUGGCGACAGCAGAGCGCGAGACGCGGGCGAGUGCCGAGCUCAGGCAGCUGAUUGGCCACGUGCUCCAGGACACGUCUGAGGACCUGAGGGCCCAAUGCGCCAGAGUGGACGAGGCCUUCAACCAGCGCUGCCAGGAGCUGACCGAGGCCAAGGGGCAGCUGGAGAUCCACCUGUCACAGAUCCUGCAGCAGACUGGGACACAGGAGAGGAAUAUUGUGUCCUUGCAGCAGGCUCUCCAUGACAAGGAGGCCCCUAUGAGAGUGGCCCAGUCAAGACUUCACCAGCGGACACAUAGACCCAACAUGGAGCUAUGCAGAGAUGCACCGCAGCUCAGUCUGGUGGAUGAGGUCGGGGAGAUCACUCACACCAUGUCAGCCCUGACGCAGCAGCUGAGUGCGGCGCGCUCCUCUCUGGCGGCUAUGGAGGAGACGCGCAUGGCCCUGGAGAAGGCCAUCGCCUGCAAGACACACAGCCUGCUCAUCGACCGCGAGAAGUGCAUGAGCCACCGCCUGCGCUACCCUGACCUCGUCACCCUGUCAGGAUACUGAGAUGCUCACACACACAAACACACACACACACACUCUGAAAAAUGAGACAGUAAACGCAAGUAUGCAUUUCA
Messenger RNA from Alosa sapidissima (American shad), 1552 nucleotides. It is a transcript of the gene tekt4, whose product is annotated as tektin 4. Gene Ontology annotation, cellular component: microtubule cytoskeleton; nucleus; sperm flagellum. Lineage: Eukaryota; Metazoa; Chordata; Actinopteri; Clupeiformes; Clupeidae. Bases 132 to 1481 code for a protein of 449 amino acids. The record is from RefSeq and is a predicted model, not a curated record. The transcript is spliced from 6 exons. Gene Ontology annotation, biological process: cilium movement involved in cell motility; cilium assembly.